This is a messenger RNA of Ahaetulla prasina, 1007 nucleotides long. RefSeq names its product phospholemman-like. The coding region runs from base 220 to 600 and encodes 126 amino acids. The record is from RefSeq and is a predicted model, not a curated record. Gene Ontology annotation, molecular function: sodium channel regulator activity. Lineage: Eukaryota; Metazoa; Chordata; Lepidosauria; Squamata; Colubridae. Gene Ontology annotation, cellular component: membrane. Gene Ontology annotation, biological process: regulation of sodium ion transmembrane transporter activity; monoatomic ion transport. The transcript has 9 exons.
GCGCUCGGAGGCGGGGCGGGGGAGUCUCGCCCGCAAAGGGACAGAGAGCGCGGGUUGCCACAGGCUGUUGUGGGCGAAGUGGUUCGCGUGGCCAGCGCGGAGCCGGGAAUCCUUGGCCAGGCGCACCGGGGUUGCGUCCGAGGCUUGGAUUAACUGCGGGGUUGAGAUUCGCCCAGACCUCCUCGGCGAGGAACUGUCAGACCAGCAUGCCACACCGUAAUGCACCGAGUGAUCCUUGCAGCAUCCUCACAGUCAAAAAAUCAACAUUCGAACCUUCUGCAACUGACUCAUAUUUAUGAUGGUUGCAGUGUCCUGGGAUCAGACAUGUGGCUCCUCCUUCCUCUUUGUGGGAUCUUCAUUGCAAACUCAGCGGCAGAGUCCCCCAAAGAUCAGCCUCAUGACCCCUUCAAGUAUGAUUACUAUUCGCUGAGAGUUGGAGGCUUGGUGUUUGCAGUUGUCCUGUUUCUGAUGGGCAUCCUCAUCAUCCUUAGCCGGCGCUGUCGUUGCAAGUUUAACCAGCAGCAAAGGACCGGAGAACCGGAUGAAGAGGAAGGAACUCUGCGCAGCUCAAUCCGACGUUUAUCCACAAGGAUGAGAUAGAAAACGUCCGGAGCUGGUCGCUGUAUGUCAUUCUCCUGGAUCUGGAGUGCUUCCUUCCUUUGUUCUGCCUGGCCUUAGUUCUCCCAGCAAGGCCCCAUUGCUUGCUACAAGUCCAGUGAAUUCCAGAACUGGUUACCUCUGGGGUCAUGCCAAACCCAACUGAGCCCCCUUCCCAAGACCUUCCCCUUCUGUUUUGGCUUGCUGCUUAAAGUCCACUGCUUCUCAGAGAGAGAGGGAGGACAACCUUCUAACCAUUGGCCUUCAGCCGAGUUCUAGUGACCAUGAAGGAUUCUAACUCCUGAGCUCAGCUCAAAGCUGCUUAUUACAGCAGGGCCCUGUCUGAGCUCUUCCCCUUUAAAAAGCUCUCCUUGGGCUCGUGGAUAAAUAAAAACUCCUUGAGUCAAGUU